Molecule: messenger RNA, 1287 nt
Organism: Ochotona princeps (American pika)
Lineage: Eukaryota; Metazoa; Chordata; Mammalia; Lagomorpha; Ochotonidae
Product: L-lactate dehydrogenase A chain
Exons: 8
Coding region: 140-1231 (363 amino acids)
Biological process (GO): carboxylic acid metabolic process
Cellular component (GO): cytoplasm
Molecular function (GO): L-lactate dehydrogenase (NAD+) activity
Source: RefSeq, a predicted model, not a curated record
CGCGUAGUUCUGGUCCUUCUAGGAGGGGCUUGACCGUGUCCUUGCUGUAGGAGCCUGUGUGGCUGGAGAAGAGUAGGACGGGCCACUCUUUGAUUUCCUGUCUGAGGAAAGGUCUGCCCCUCAGGGUUAAAUAGCCAAGAUGAGUGAGCCUUCAGGAGGCUAUACUUACACCCAGACGUCCAUAUUAUUUGUGCAUGCCAAGAUUCCUGCUGGUUCCAAGUCCAAGUCCAAAAUGGCAGCUCUCAAGGAUCAGCUGAUUCACAACCUUCUGAAGGAAGAACAGGUCCCCCAAAAUAAGAUCACCGUUGUUGGGGUUGGUGCUGUUGGCAUGGCCUGUGCCAUCAGCAUCUUAAUGAAGGACUUGGCUGAUGAACUCGCUCUUGUUGAUGUCAUGGAAGACAAGCUGAAGGGAGAGAUGAUGGACCUCCAGCAUGGCAGCCUCUUCCUUAGAACCCCCAAGAUCGUCUCUGGCAAAGACUACAGCGUGACUGCCAACUCCAAGCUGGUGAUCAUCACAGCUGGGGCACGGCAGCAGGAGGGAGAGAGCCGUCUGAAUUUGGUCCAGCGGAACGUGAACAUCUUCAAGUUCAUCAUUCCCAAUGUUGUCAAGUACAGCCCCAACUGCAAGUUGCUUAUUGUUUCCAACCCAGUGGAUAUCCUGACCUAUGUGGCUUGGAAGAUAAGUGGCUUUCCCAAAAACCGUGUAAUUGGAAGUGGCUGCAAUCUGGAUUCAGCCCGGUUCCGAUACCUGAUGGGGGAAAGGCUGGGAGUUCACCCGUUGAGCUGUCACGGGUGGGUCCUUGGGGAGCACGGAGAUUCAAGUGUUCCUGUAUGGAGUGGAGUGAAUGUUGCUGGUGUCUCCCUGAAGACUCUGCACCCAGAGAUGGGCACUGACACAGACAAGGAGCAGUGGAAGCAGGUUCACAAACAGGUGGUUGACAGUGCUUAUGAGGUGAUCAAACUGAAAGGUUAUACAUCCUGGGCCAUUGGACUAUCUGUGGCAGACCUGGCAGAAAGUAUAAUGAAGAACCUCAGGCGGGUACACCCGAUUUCCACCAUGAUUAAGGGUCUCUAUGGCAUCAAGGAUGAUGUCUUCCUGAGUGUUCCUUGCAUCUUGGGACAAAAUGGCAUCUCUGAUGUCGUGAAGGUGACGCUGACUCCGGAUGAAGAGGAACGUUUGAAGAAAAGUGCAGAUACACUCUGGGGGAUCCAGAAGGAGCUGCAGUUCUAAAGUCUUCUACCAUGCCGACACUCCACUAUCUAGGCUACAACAGGGUUUAAGUUGGA